Molecule: messenger RNA, 1231 nt
Organism: Mollisia scopiformis
Lineage: Eukaryota; Fungi; Ascomycota; Leotiomycetes; Helotiales; Mollisiaceae
Product: acid protease
Exons: 2
Coding region: 1-1224 (407 amino acids)
Biological process (GO): proteolysis
Molecular function (GO): aspartic-type endopeptidase activity
Source: RefSeq, a predicted model, not a curated record
AUGCUUUCUACUCUAUCCAUUCUAGCUCUUGCUCUUGCUAUUCAAGCAGCUCCAGCUCCAAGAUUCUAUACGAAUGCCUCGGUAGCGGGCCCUUCAGUAUUCUCUGCUCCAGCAAUCCACAAUGAAAACUAUGUCCGCAAUGGCACACUUGCCUUGCUCAAAGCAUAUGCAAAAUAUGGCCUGACACCUAGUCAAGAAUUCUCUCCUGAGUUCCUGGCCGAAUUGAGCCAGAGAAAACAGAAGCGUCAGGAUAGCAGUGCUCCAGCAUCUCCUUCAAAUGGGAUUGAGUAUCUCGUACCCACUUCAGUUGGCGGGCAAACUUUGAAUCUAGACUUUGACACUGGAAGUGCCGAUCUAUGGGUCUUCUCUACCUCCUUGAGCGCAGCUUAUCAAAGAGGUCACAACGUCUUCAGCACUGCUAAGAGCGCAACCUACAAGCCUUUGACCGGAUACACAUGGCGGAUUAGCUACGCAGAUGGCAGUGGCGCAAGUGGCACUGUCGGGACAGACACCGUCACUGUUGGAACCACAUCUGCCAAGAACCAAGCUGUUGAACUCGCCUCGAGAGUAUCUUCGACUCUCGUGACGGAUGCUUCUGACGGCGUGCUCGGCCUUGCUUUCAGCAGUAUCAACACCGUCAGUCCUGCCCCGCAAAAGACCUUCUUCGACAACGUCAAAGCCUCCCUCCAAUCCCCCCUCUUCGCCGCCUACCUACCCUACAAUAAAAACGGCGCAUACGACUUCGGCGCCACCGUCGCUUCACGAUAUAGUGGUACCAUCACUUACACAGCAGUCAACAGCGCCAACGGCUUCUGGCAGUACCCAAGCACCACUGUGAAGGUCGGCAGCACAACACACUCCAUCGGCACCGGUUCCGUCGGUAUCUCCGACACAGGAACGACCCUCGUCCUCAUGGUCGACAGCGCCGUCACUGCCUACUACUCUCAAGUCGCUGGCGCUUCCUACGAUUAUCAACAAGGCGGCUACGUCUUUCCCUGCGCAGCUACUCUGCCCACUUUGUCUGUUGCUAUCGGCCCAUCCGCUUACGCUACUAUCCCAGGCUCGUUGAUCAAGUUCCAGAGCCUGGAUGGGACGACUUGUUUUGGUGGUCUGCAGAGUGCGGGGACGGGAAACCAGAAUAUCUAUGGUGAUGUUUUCUUUAAUGCUUUUUAUGCGGUUUUUGAUGCAAGUGGACCAAGAUUCGGGUUUGCGCCUCUGGUGUAGAGGUGUG